This is a messenger RNA of Eupeodes corollae, 6315 nucleotides long. RefSeq names its product phosphatidylinositol 4-phosphate 3-kinase C2 domain-containing subunit beta (gene Pi3K68D). Lineage: Eukaryota; Metazoa; Arthropoda; Insecta; Diptera; Syrphidae. The record is from RefSeq and is a predicted model, not a curated record. Bases 199 to 5721 code for a protein of 1840 amino acids. Gene Ontology annotation, biological process: cell migration; phosphatidylinositol 3-kinase/protein kinase B signal transduction; phosphatidylinositol-3-phosphate biosynthetic process. The transcript has 16 exons. Gene Ontology annotation, molecular function: phosphatidylinositol binding; 1-phosphatidylinositol-3-kinase activity; 1-phosphatidylinositol-4-phosphate 3-kinase activity. Gene Ontology annotation, cellular component: cytoplasm; plasma membrane; phosphatidylinositol 3-kinase complex.
UCAAAAUUCAUACGAAAACUGUGAAGGCGGAGAAUAGAAAGAAAAUUUCCAACAUAAAUUUUUAAUUUGCUUUUCAAGUAGAAAAUGUUUUCCAUAAAACCACCAAAAUAACAAAAAUAAACUCCAUAAUUUAAACUUCAAUUAAUUACCCAAACAUUGAAUUAUAUUUUAAACCAGAUUUUUCUCCAAGCCACAACAAUGGCAAACCAAGCCGAAAUCGAUUACGAAAAACAAUUCCAAGAAGAUCUAGCCAAAGCGACCGCUCUAAGUAUAGAAUCCCAAGCCCUCGAUGAUUUCCGACGUUCAAAAUCCCAAUAUUCAUACAUGUCUAGCCGUGGCUCGCCACCAAAUGCCGGCUAUCAUAAGAAACCAAAUGAAAAAGAUUAUUCUUCUAGUGUACAGUCGCGAUUGCGGCCGGGUUCGUUUAAUGUCCCAAAUAGUUCGUCAAUAGCUCCUCCACCGGCAGUGCCGUCACGCAGACACAGUGAAAUUCGUCUACCGGAGGAAACUCCAACGAAAGUUGCUGAAUCGGAUUUAAUAUCGUUUGUCAGUCCGACGUCGUUAAAAAAACCAGAGAAUACAACUUUUGAUAAGCUGCUAGAGGAUAUACAAAAGUUGAGUACGGCACCACCACCAGUUCCGGCCAUCAACACACAUCCCAACUUCGGAUCUUCGCCGGCAUUUUUAAAUCAACAGCUUAACCAAACGGGUAUGCAACUGGUUCCCUUCACUCCACAGCAACCAGCACAAAAGACGCCUCUGACAAACGAAGAGCUCUCAAAGUUGUACAGUAUGCCAACGCAGCAGGUGAUGCAUCCCCACGCGAUUGGCUAUAUGAGGCCAGUGGGGCAGUACACUCCGGUGUACCAACGGCCAGCGAUAACGGCAGCAGGUUAUGGCUACGGAAUAGCACCAGCUAACAGCUAUGGCUAUGGAAUGCAGAGGCCUGCAACUAUCACAACCCAACAGUCAUAUCCUCCGGUUCAGUUCCCCUCGAACUCCCAACACCAGCAUCAGCCUCAGCCUCCAAUAGCGGAGGUUCCCAUUCAAAGUGUAUCAAAUCCAAAUAGCGCUAUGGUUUUGCAGAAUCUGACCAACCCCAUGCUCCAAAUGACAAAGUCACAGUCGUUGUCUGGGGUUUCGACGCUUGGAAGUUCGCCUUCGAUGAGGAGCAAUUCGAGCAAUGGAAUCAAUCGCAAGGUCCGGAGAAAUCUCGGCGAUGAUUUAAUUGAUCUUACCCAAGAUGAUCCAUCACGAGUGAGUGUGCUGGAAGCUUUCGAUCCACUGCUUAACGAGGACGAUUAUGGGAGCGAUAAUGCAUCCGAUUGCACUUCCUACUACGCCGAAUACGAUCCAUUCGAUUAUUUGUAUAGUGGUGGAACUCAAUACUCAGAUCCAGUGUAUGAAGCCGUCAAUAAAUUGGAUCGCACGCCAGUUAGUCCAAAUGUUUCAUCAAUUGGUUGGCGUUCGGAGUAUACAAAAGAUGCAUAUCCAUCAACGUCGUCAGGUUUGAUAUCACCUCCACCACCAUUGCCUCCUAGGAAUAUUAGUAGCAGAGUCUCAGAAUCAGUAGAACAUUCCAUGGAAAAUGUGGUUCUGGAUAGGAGAAAAAACUUCACCAAGCUCUACGAAAUGGUCACAGAUUCCAGGGCACAUGAUCCGGAACUCUUGGAGUUCUUUUAUAUGGUGAAAGAUUUGCGUUCCAAAUAUCGUUAUGACGAUGUGAAGACAAACGUUGGACACAUUGUCGCUUCCGAAUUCAAUUUCUUCUAUCCCCUCGAGCAGAGCAUAAAGAUUUUGAUGUAUCCAGCACUUAACGGCUUGCAGAGAGACUGUGAAGCAAGUAAAAAGGGACCCAUCGAUGGGUAUGGGUCUCCUAUUGUUUUCACCAGUGAUAUUAAUUCGCCUGUGGAACUUGUGAUUGGACAUGCUUUUUGUGCCUUGGAGGGUCAGAUCCUGGGAACAGUGGAUGACUACGCCGCAAAGCCGAUUGGUGUCUCGGAAUGGCUAUCGCCGACUUCUAAGCUGAGUCAACUUCAAUGUGUGCAUGACAGCUUGAAGCUCGAAAAGGAUGUUCAUUUGGGUUUGUGCAUGAAAACAGAGACAACCAUGAGUGUUAUUGCUCGGACACAGAGAGACGAUCUAAGGGAUGACACACUGCGUCCUGAGGAGAUUCUUCCCAAUGAAACAGCCACAACCAUAUCCUAUGACAACAUGAUGAUUCUGAUAGAAACACUUGAAACUGAGAUCGAUAAGUUUGAAAUGAAUGCGGGAGAUUCAAGUUCAAGAUCGAUUUUGUCUUGUUCGGGAGUUGUUCAAGGGGUGAAGGCUAUUUGCGCUCUCUUAGGAUCAAUUGAUACUCUGGAAAUCGCUAGCAAUAUAAAUGAUCUGAAGAGGAUAUGUGAAGAUGGCCAAGUGACCUACUCCUCGUCGUAUGGUGUCAAUCCUGAAGUUGGUUCAGAUCAUGGCGACUAUGCUGAGGUUAUAAUGCGUCCAAAAUCAACAAUGGAACAGAUAAAGUCCAAGUGCAAUCAAAUACGCGAUGCCGUUCAGGAAUUAAUCGAAAACUAUUCAAAUGCAUUCCGUGUAGACUUUUGUGUUAAGUCUGUAGACUAUACAACAACUCCAAUACCAAUUUCUUGUGUUUUGAAGCCGGUAAUAGUGAACAUCAGUUGCUUACAUCGCCCACCGCCGAAUUGGAAGUUUGAAGAUUAUUCGAUGGGAGUGCAAAUCAAUUACGGAACUAGAUUUAUUUCUAAGACUUUGGUGAUCAAAUGCUCAAACGACACAAGUGGAGGUUUAUUUCCCAGGCUUAAGUUCGAAUCGUGGAUAACUUUUGAUAAUAUUCCGAUUUGUACUUUGCCGAGAGAAUCGAGGCUGAUUUUUGUGCUUUUUGGCACACAGACUGCGGAGAAUGAGCAAUCUAAUGAUCAGAAUGGAGAGAAGAAACAAAUUACGACGGAAUUGGGUUGGUGUGCUUUGCAGUUGUUCGACUACAAACGAGAGAUGGUUUGUGGCUCGUAUUUGCUUUCGAUUUGGCCUCCGACGACUGAUAAGUUCCUUGGUCCAGCACCUGCAAGGGGAUGUCAUCCCCAACCAGAUGUGUGUCCAGUAUUAAGUAUAGAAGUGCCUCCUUAUGGGGGACGAAUAGUCUUCCCAGAGCCUCUGGAAAAUCCACCACCUGCACCGAAAUACGACUUUAAUUCAUUGGAUUGUAACUUGCAGCAGGAACUUCUCGAUACAGCCGAGCAGGGCUAUGCUGAUGCUUUGGAACAGCGGGAGGUCUUUUGGGAGAAGCGACAUUAUUUGCAGAAAUUUCCCUAUGCUCUGCCUAAGGUUUUGCAUGCCGCCCAUAGUUGGGACUAUGCGAGUUUGAUUGAUCUGCAUUCAUUGCUUAGGUCGUGGUCGCAAUUGUCGCCACUUCAGGCUCUAGAAUUACUCCUGCCGCGUUAUCCGGAUGCACAAGUUCGGGCGAAAGCAGUUGAAUGGAUUUCCAGGCUGCCUAAUGACCAACUAGUUGAUUCUUUACCGCAGCUGUUGCAGGCCUUAAAACAUGACACUUAUGAAGCAUCGGCUAUGGCACGGUUCCUUCUAAGCAAAUGCCUUGAAUCUCCUCGGAUUGCGCAUCACAUGUAUUGGCUUCUGGUGCACAGCUUGCCAGGUGAUGCACCACAAAAUACCAUCGAUGCCUCGAGUUCAGAGUAUGAUGAAUCUCUUAUCACUCAAGCCCGUUACCAUCGAAGGAAUAAGAUGAUGCUAAGGGCAUUGUUGGCCAUAUGUGGAGAGAAACUAUUGUCAAGGUUCCUUAGUCAAAAUAUGAUGUGCAAGAAUCUGGCUGACAUUGCGCAUUCGGUCAAAGUCUCAAAAGAAUCGUUGCGACAGAAGGCCCUGUGUCAAGGCAUGGACAGUGUUCAUCAGGCUUUGAUUGAUAAACCAACAUCCCUGCCACUUGGACCGGGCUUGGAAGUAACUGGUGUUAAUGUGAGAGGUUGCAGUUACUUCAAUUCAAAUACAUUGCCUUUAAAGAUAUCGUACUAUGGACCUGAUCGACAGUUGCUUCCAGCUAUUUUUAAAUCCGGUGAUGAUCUUCAACAGGAUAUGUUAACUAUCCAAUUGGUUCGUGUGAUGAAUAAACUUUGGCUAGCCGAUGGACUUGACCUUAAAAUGGUCACUUUCGACUGUGUUCCAACUGGCUAUAAAAAGGGUAUGAUUGAACUGGUUUCCGAUGCAGAGACUUUACGCAAGAUACAAGUGGAAUAUGGAUUAACUGGUUCUUUCAAAGAUCGACCCAUUGCCGAAUGGUUGGCAAAGCAAAACCCCAGUCAGUUGGAAUACGCCAGAGCCGUGAAGAAUUUUACAGUUUCUUGUGCGGGCUACAGUGUUGCUACUUACGUUUUGGGCAUCUGUGAUCGACACAACGACAAUAUUAUGUUGAAAACUUCCGGACACUUAUUUCACAUUGAUUUUGGAAAGUUUCUGGGCGAUGCGCAGAUGUUUGGAAAUUUCAAAAGAGAUCGAACACCAUUUGUGCUUACUUCGGACAUGGCCUAUGUUAUCAAUGGCGGUGAUAAGCCUUCGACAGAUUUCCAUUACUUCGUAGAUCUCUGUUGUCAUGCAUUCAACAUAAUCCGUAAACAUGGUGAUCUCAUUUUGCACAUGCUUGCACUUAUGGCGACAGCUGGAAUUCCAGGAGUCACUGCAGAUGCAGUGUCUUAUGUAAAAAGGGCCUUAUUGCCAUCUCAAUCGAAUCCCGAAGCUGCUGCAUCGUUUGCUAAGAUGAUUCAAUUCUCUUUGAAAAGUUGGUUUACUCAGUUCAACUUUUUCCUGCACAAUUUAUCUCAGUUGAGGUUUUCCAAUGACGAAGGCAGUGGAGAGCUUUUAUCAUUUGUUCCAAGGAAAUAUGGAAUGCAACAAGACGGGCGGUUGAAAUCGGUGAUGGUAGUGCGUUGUCAAAAACACUACGAUAUGGAGAAAUAUUACACGUACAUCUUGAGGGUCACACGUCACAAUCAACCAGAUCCAACGCAUUUGUUCCGAUCGUACAAGGAGUUUUCUGAGUUUCAUCAGAAGUUGUGCCUGCAUUACCCACUUGCUAAGCUUCACAGUUUGCCAAGUGGUAUACACGUUGGCAGGUCCAAUGUAAAGUCUGUGGCUGAAAGACGUUUACCCGAGAUUCAACGGUUUCUGGUUUCACUUUUCAAUUCGGCAGAUGAGAUUGCUCAUUCAGAUUUGGUUUAUACAUUCUUCCAUCCUCUGUUGCGGGAUCAACAGGAAGCUAAUAUAGAGGUGUCUAAAGUAAAAGAAAUUAAACCAAUAAUUCAAAGGCAUUCGAGUAAUGAUGGAGCUAUAAAGAUAUCACUACAAUACCGUCGUGGAGCACUCACUGUUAUGAUACACCAUGCAAAAGGUCUUCCAACACUGCAGGGUGGAACAGAACCUAAUACCUAUGUCAAAUGCUAUUUAAAACCUGAUCAAACAAAAGUGACAAAAAGGAAAACGAAAGUUGUACGAAAAACAUGUGUUCCUAGUUUCAUGGAGACGUUGGAAUACCGAAUGCCCAUUGAGCAUAUACAAAAUCGUUUCCUAAAUGUCACAGUUUGGUCUCAUGACACUCUCCAAGAGAACGAACUACUUGGUGGAGUUCAAAUUGAUUUAAGUAAAUAUGAUUUGCGUCAGGAACUGAUAGACUGGUUUGCUUUGGGUCAUGUUCCUAGGUCAUGAGGUGUUUAAAUAAAAGUAAACAUAAUUCAGCACUAAAAUGAAACAAACAUUCCGAUAGCAUUAUUUACACACAAAUUUACCCUGUUCCUAGUGGCACAACAUAAGUUUAUAAAAACAAUAAAAAAACAAACUAACAGAGGAGGGGUUAAAGAAAAUUGAGCAACAAACAUUUAUAUUAUUGAUGAUUUCUUAUUUGUUUUAAUUUUUUUAUCUCUAUAUUAAAUCUAUUUAUUGAAUAUUUUUUAAAUUAUAUAAUUUUAUCAGUAUACCUAUUAUAGCGAGAAACUUAUUUUUGCUUUGCUUAGAAAUUGUAUAUAAAUAAAUAGGCAACUGUUGUACAAAAGAUAAAUAAUUAUAAAAACAAAAUAGAAAAAAAAUAUAUAUUUUCAAAAUAAUGAACAAAAAAAAAAACAAACAAAAUUAUACACAUUUAUGCCCAAAAUAAAUUUUUCAUCAUCAACGAUCUAUAUACGAGUAAUAUUAAUUAUUGACAUACUAAAUACAUUUAUAAAUAUUAUUAUUAUUAUUAUGCGAAACACUGCAAAAGCAUUCAUUGAUAUUUUAUGUUUAAUUAAAUUUUAAAAAGCAACAAAA